This is a messenger RNA of Puccinia triticina, 888 nucleotides long. RefSeq lists its product as uncharacterized. Gene Ontology annotation, cellular component: cytosol. The transcript has 5 exons. Bases 1 to 888 code for a protein of 295 amino acids. The record is from RefSeq and is a predicted model, not a curated record. Gene Ontology annotation, molecular function: aldose reductase (NADPH) activity; oxidoreductase activity, acting on NAD(P)H as acceptor. Lineage: Eukaryota; Fungi; Basidiomycota; Pucciniomycetes; Pucciniales; Pucciniaceae.
AUGGCUUCCUCUCACUACAUUACACUUAAUGACGGCAAACAGACGCCUCGGAUCGCGUAUGGCAGCGGGACCGCCUGGUUCCAAGCCACGGGCCCCGACGGUAUUUCUCCUGCGCUAGUCGAGGCCACCAGCACGGCGAUCAGCAUUGGCUUUACCCACCUCGAUGCAGCCAAAGUCUAUGGCAAUGAGCGAAGUACCGGAGUAGCGAUAUCCCAGUGCGGUAUGCCACGGGAUAAGCUGUUCAUUACCACCAAGAUAAUGUCGGGCCUAUCUUCGGUGAAGGAGACCCUGAGAGCCCAACUGCGAGACCUCCAAGUAGACUAUGUCGACCUGUAUUUGAUACAUUCUCCCAUGUUUACUAAGGAGGCCGGCGAGCCGACGCUGGCCGAGGCAUGGAAGAGUAUGGAGGAAGUACAGCAAGAAGGGCUAGCGAAAAGUAUCGGCGUAAGCAAUUACCGAAUCUCAGACCUUAACGAAACGCUCAAGUCGGCCAAAGUAAAGCCAGCAGUGAACCAGAUCGAAUUCCAUCCGUACGUGUGGAAAGAAGCGGAGCCACUGUUGAAGUACAUGAAGGAGGAAGGUAUUACAUUGGCGGCGUAUGGUCCCCAAGUACCGGUGGUAAAACUACCUGGAGGCAAGGUGGACCCACUUCUUGAGCGAAUAUCGUCCGAACGCAAAAUUUCGACUGGCGAAGUACUGCUGAAGUGGGCGAAGGCACAUGGUGCAAUUGUGGUGACCACAAGCUCCAAAGCCACCCGGAUGAAGUCCAUGCUCGACACGGUCUUGGAUGAGAAAUCCGAUCUCUCCCCAUCGGAAGUCCAAGAACUAAAUGGCGCCGGCAUCGCUAACGGCGUCCAGCGUGUCUUCAUGAAGCAUAUGAGUGAUUAG